AUGACUAACGAAGUUCAAAGUGUAAACAAUUUUCCAAUAUCUACGAAAUCCAAACAAGAACUACUACGUAAAUCUAAAUCCACUCCUAGACUAAAAGGUAUUAGUUCUCCUGUCACAAGUUCAUCGACAUUACCAACUAGUACUCCUACCACCAACGCUAAGAAGAAACAAAAGAGGAAACAAUCUACCACCACCAAUAAUAGUAGUGGGGGAAUACCAGGGUUUUUCCGCAAAAUAUCUACUGAAUGGAAUUCGUUUGUCUCCAAACUAAAAUCUAUAUCUGACGACGUCUUGACUACAGACGAUAUAGCUGAAGAGUUUUUCAUUGAAGAAGAUAGUGACGAUACUGGUUUUGAUAGAUUAAUGAGAUCGCAUAGAGGGUAUACUUCGACGGAAGAAAAAUUUUUACAAGAAUAUAAAAAAUAUAAAUCUUUGGAUACCAUGGCAGCAGCUUAUCAAAAGAAUCAACACAACAAAAAUAACAAUAACAAUAAUAGUGGUUAUUCCAACGAUAUUAGAACUUAUAAUAUUCAUAUAUCGGAUCCAACAAAUAUGUCAUCUAAUUUUACUGGUUCUUCAAACAAGGUCCAUUAUACUUUACAAGAUAUUAUGCGACAACAGCAACUGCAACUGCAGCAACAACAACCACAACGACCAUUCUCCGAAACUCCUCUUCUACCGAAUGGAGAGGAAUUUGAAAUAUUAGAUGAAGACGAUGAAGAUGGUGAAUCUACAGCGGCAGAAAUUGUUUAUAAUGAUAUUGAUAUGAUUGAAUUACGUAAAGAAUUUGAAAUGUGGGUUAACAAUAAAAACACUAGUGAUACUGAUUCUAAAUCGACAUUAUUUUCACAAUCCAAUAUUGGUACUACAUUAUGGGAAUAUCGUCGAAAUAAAUGGCUAAUUUGUAAUGAUCCAGAAAAAACCGAAACUCGACUUAAAGAAACUUCUAUAACUCAUAUCCCUAAGGAAUCAUAUGCGAAGAUUUAUAAUAAUUUAAUUGAAAAGAAUAAAACUCUUAAACACAACAAACAUAUUAAUUUACUGGAUUUGGUCAAGAUAAUAAAUGCUGGAUGGAUAGCUGAAGAGAAAUGGGAUAGAGCGGCACGAGGAUUGCCAUGA
Candida albicans SC5314 is the source of this 1119-nucleotide messenger RNA. RefSeq lists its product as uncharacterized. The coding region runs from base 1 to 1119 and encodes 372 amino acids. The record is from RefSeq and is a predicted model, not a curated record. Lineage: Eukaryota; Fungi; Ascomycota; Pichiomycetes; Serinales; Debaryomycetaceae. The transcript has a single exon.